GUGAUUUUUAGGAAGGAUAGUGAGUUACAGAAAGGAAUAGAGAAUCACAAAAACGUGUGGCGUGUUGUGUGUGUGUGUGUUUCAAGAGGAGAGGGAGAAUAUAUGUCUUUUUUUUUUUUUUUUUUUUUUAUUUAUCGAAAAUGGGAUUAGCAUAGAAAGGCUGAUAAGAAAAAGGGAGUGAUAGAAAGGAGAAGUUGGGCGUUGAACACAAAAGAAGACAGUCUUUGGAAAGGGAGUUGAAUAGUCUUUAUCGUAGAUGAUUGCAGACUGCCUUUGUUUGUAUGGUCAGUCACAUGGAUUCCCCCUGCCUGCACCCAACACUCUCUCUCUCUUACUGACUGACUCUCUCUAUGUUUUCCUUUUUCUCUCUGUCUCUCUCUCUGUCUCUGAGCACUUUUUUUUUUCUUUUUCUUUUUUUUUUUCAAUAUAACUCUUGUAAUUUCCUUUUCCAUCAUCUGCUAGAUGUUAUGUUAAUUAGUACUCAAUCAAUGUUAGUUUCUAUGGAAAUAUUAAUUGGGUACAUGGUUUUUCUUAUAUAAGUGUGUGUUACACACUCCUUCGAAUACAUGUAUUCCUCUCUAUCAACAAUUGUUUACUAAUUGGAGCAAUACUAAAAUAAGAGAGAGAAUCACUCUCUCUCACACACACCACACAAUGUUUACUAUGUGAUUGGUCCAAGUUGGUUUGGUGUAGAGUGUACACUACAUGUUGUUUUAUUAAGGAGUAAAAGCCUUUAAAAGGAGAGAAAUAGAUCCCUUCUUGGUCAAGAAUUUAGAAGUACUUUAGAGAUAAAGAGAGAGAAUGGCCUUAGAAGCUGUGUUCUUCAAACAAGACCCGUUUAGUUAUGACAGCAAAGAUUUCUACAGUCCUUCGGGAUGUGUAGGAGGUUACGGCUUUGGCUUUGGCUUUGGCUUUCAAGAAGAUCAAAAGGUCAACUCCGAAACUAUGACUAUGAUGGAGCAAGGUUUCAAUGGAUAUUUGGACACUCCAUCAUCAUUGAUUGUGCAAAGCGUGAAGGUGCCUGGGGAGACCAUCUCUUCUUCCCUAGAGGUUUUCACAGAUGAAGGAUACUUCGCCGGAGCUGGCUACACUAAGUCUGUAGCUCCGGUACCCAACUCAUGCCGGCGAAAGAGACGGCGCACUAAAAACUGUAAGAACGAGAAAGACGUGGAGAACCAGAGGAUGACUCACAUUGCUGUUGAAAGAAAUCGCCGCAAACAGAUGAAUGACUAUCUCGCCGUCCUCCGAUCUUUGAUGCCGCCUUCUUACGCUCAAAGGGGGGACCAAGCAUCAAUAGUAGGGGGUGCCAUUAAUUUUGUGAAGGAACUUGAACAACUCCUCCAAUUCUUGGAAGCACACAAGCAACUCAGUCAACAACAGUCGUCCAACAUGGGUUACUCUCCUUUCUUCACCAAUUUCUUCCACUCACCCCAAUACUCGACUCGUUCAACUCGGCAAAACAACUCAGUGGCGGACGCUACCCGCGAGCCGGUGGCCGAGAUCGAAGUGAACAUGGCGGAUACCCAUGCCGAUAUCAAAGUACUAACAAAAAGAAGACCGAGACAGCUCUUGAAGAUGGUGACCGGACUUCACUCGCUCGGCCUUACCAUCCUCCAUCUUAAUGUCACCACUGUUGAUCAUAUGGUGCUCUAUUCUUUCAGCGUCAAGGUGGAAGAUGAUUGUCAGCUGAGCACAGUGAAUGAGAUAGCAAAUGUUGUGCAUGAGAUGGUGGAUAAGAUUCAAAAGGAGGCCAUGUCAUGUUGAGAAACCCUAAGUUCUCUUGUGAUCGGCAAAUUAUUUUCCCAUGUUAUGUAAUUGAAUUAUUAGUAGUUGAAAUCAUAGGUUUAAGGUUCCGACUUUAUUGUAUUAUAUAUAUAUAUAUGUUUCUAGGAACAUGAUGUACCAUGAAAUGGUUGAAGUGGGAGCAUCUUUUUGCCAAUUCAGUGCAUCUGCCAAUGAAAAGCUGAUUAUCUAUAAUGAGGGUAUCUUCAACAUUUGAGUGAAACUAAUCCUUCAAAUGUAGGUACAUGCCCUUAGAUUCGUGUCUGGAAUAAUUUGAGCUAGAUGUGACCCGAAGAGAUUAGGGAAUCUUAUUUAUAUUUAGAGUGAGUCUAAAAAAAUCUAGUGAACCCUAAACACAAGGCAUGAUCCAAAGCACUUUGGAUUUGUUUGGGUCGGUAGUC
Messenger RNA from Cornus florida, 2183 nucleotides. Its product is annotated as transcription factor bHLH94-like. The coding region runs from base 802 to 1764 and encodes 320 amino acids. Lineage: Eukaryota; Viridiplantae; Streptophyta; Magnoliopsida; Cornales; Cornaceae. Gene Ontology annotation, molecular function: protein dimerization activity; RNA polymerase II cis-regulatory region sequence-specific DNA binding; DNA-binding transcription factor activity, RNA polymerase II-specific. The record is from RefSeq and is a predicted model, not a curated record. The transcript has 3 exons. Gene Ontology annotation, biological process: regulation of transcription by RNA polymerase II.